Molecule: messenger RNA, 1366 nt
Organism: Salvia splendens (bonfire salvia)
Lineage: Eukaryota; Viridiplantae; Streptophyta; Magnoliopsida; Lamiales; Lamiaceae
Product: heat shock factor protein HSF30
Exons: 2
Coding region: 1-1107 (368 amino acids)
Biological process (GO): cellular response to heat; regulation of transcription by RNA polymerase II
Cellular component (GO): nucleus
Molecular function (GO): RNA polymerase II cis-regulatory region sequence-specific DNA binding; DNA-binding transcription factor activity
Source: RefSeq, a predicted model, not a curated record
AUGGAAGGUGUGAAGGUGAAGGUGGAGGAUGAGAGCACCGCCGCCACCGGGAUUUCAUCGUCUUCUUCAUCCUCUUCUCCGCAGCCGAUGGAGGGGCUGCACGAGGUGGGGCCUCCUCCUUUCCUGACCAAGACUUAUGAAAUGGUGGAGGAUCCUUCUACUGAUGCCGUCAUUUCGUGGAGUAAGGCCAAAAACAGCUUCAUUGUGUGGGAUUAUCACAAAUUCUCCACUCAUCUGCUUCCUAAAUACUUCAAGCACAGCAAUUUCUCCAGCUUCGUCCGCCAGCUUAACACAUAUGGUUUUAGAAAAGUCGAUCCCGAUAGAUGGGAAUUUGCUAAUGAGGGGUUUCUGGGAGGGCAGAAGCAUCUCUUGAAGACCAUCAGAAGGAGGAGGAAUGUGAUGCAAGGCGUUGUGGCUCAACAAGCCGGGGGAACUUGUGUGGAGUUAGGGCAGUAUGGAACUGAUGAAGAGCUCGAUAGGUUGAGGCGAGACAGGAAUAUUUUAAUGUCGGAGAUUGUGAAGCUCAAGCAACAGCAGCUGAGCUCAAGGCAGCUAGUCAUGGCAAUGGAAGAAAGGCUUCAAAAUACAGAGAAGAAACAGCAGCAAAUGCUGACCUUUCUUGCUAAAGCUUUCAAGAGCCCGGCUUUCGUGGACAAAUAUGGGAAUAGCAAGAAGAACAUUGAGAUAGGCCAGAAGAGGAGAAUAAGUAUGAGUCCUAGUGUCGAGAAUCUGCUGGAAGUUGCGACUGUUUCCACGGGAAGUAGUCUGAAUUAUGCAAGGGACGAGCAGGAAGAGCUUGCAGGCAUUCAACUGAAGGUGGAGAGUCUUAUCUCUUCUGCGAUGGAGGAUGGAUCAAGCACGGAUGUGAAGGGCUUCUCGACUGAGACAGACCCAGACCCAGACCCCUUGACUGGUUACACCAACGUGAAUGACAUGACCAAUAUGUGGGAGGAGUUCCUGAGUGAUGACCUUAUUGUUGGGGACGAGGCAGAAGAAGUUCUUCCAGUUGAUCGCUUGUCGGAUAUAGAGGUUGAAGAGUUGGUAGCUAACACAUCGGAUUGGGGUGAGGAUUUACAAGACAUUGUAGACCAGUUAGGAUUCCUUUAGGUGUAAGCAUAUAACAGUUCUGAUUGGAUUUCUUGUUGCCUUGGCCUACUAGUACACACGCCUUCGUGCAUCAUCAUGUUUGAUUUGAUUCGUAUAUGUUCUUGUUCUUACAUUAGUUUAGUCGGAGGCCAAAUGUUUGAUUUGAUUCUUAAUGUUCUUGUUCUUACAUUAGUUUAGUCGGAGGCCAAGGGUUAAUCGUACUGCUGUGUAUUCUUGAUGGAAUUUCAAUCAAUUGUAUCUUCUUUAUUUGGCUAUUGAA